Messenger RNA from Bombus impatiens (common eastern bumble bee), 2491 nucleotides. RefSeq names its product glucose dehydrogenase [FAD, quinone]-like. The record is from RefSeq and is a predicted model, not a curated record. The transcript has a single exon. Gene Ontology annotation, molecular function: oxidoreductase activity, acting on CH-OH group of donors; flavin adenine dinucleotide binding. Bases 121 to 711 code for a protein of 196 amino acids. NCBI's taxonomy places the organism in Eukaryota, Metazoa, Arthropoda, Insecta, Hymenoptera, Apidae.
CUAGAGUACGCUAUAUCCGGAGACGGUCCUUUGACAACCUUAGGAUUUAAUGAAGCACUAGGUUUUAUUAAUACCAAAUAUGCGAAUGCCUCCGACGAUUUUCCAGACAUACAAAUACAUAUGUGGUCAACGGGGGACUACUCCGAGAGCACUAGAAAGAUUUUUGGAUUGACGAGAGAAUUCUAUGAUGCCGUAUAUAGAGAUGUUCACAAUAAGGACGGGUGGAGUGUGUAUCCUACCCUUUUAAGACCUAAAAGUAGAGGAAUUAUCAAGCUUCGGAGCAACAAUCCUUUCGAUCACCCAUUGAUUUAUCCAAAUUAUUUCAAGGAGCCAGAAGACAUGGCCACAUUGAUCGAAGGAGUUAAAUUUGUACUCGAGAUGAGUAAAACUGUUUCGCUUAGACGUUACGGCAGCAAACUGAAUCCGAAUCCAUUUCCUGACUGCAAGCAUAUCCCAUUGUAUAACGACCUGUACUGGGAGUGUAUGAUCAGAUCUUUCCCCUUAACUAUAUCACACCCCGUGGGUACUUGUAAGAUGGGGCCAAAGUCGGACCCAAAAGCGGUGGUUGAUCCUUGGCUUCGAGUUUAUGGAAUUACUGGACUUCGAGUUAUAGACAGUUCGAUUAUGCCAAAUUUGAUCAGUGGCAAUACUAAUGCGCCGACUAUUAUGAUUGGUGCCGACAUGGUAAAAGAGGAUUGGUUGAAGAAAUAGGGUUUGGAUUGAUUGUUACUUUUGUAAAUUUGUUUUAAGCGACUGCUAGUAGUAUAUCAUUACGUAAUAAAGACGUGCGGUUUUGAACUGAAAAUAAAUUUUCAUUAUUUGUCACGUAUGGAGGAGCGCAAUUCAAGAUACAGUCUUGUUGUAUAAAAUUGGAGGAUCAAACGAAGUUAACAUUAGUGAAGUUCGAUUGUAAUUAUAUGAAGAAACCUCCUUCGAAUAUAUAACCUAAUACUCCAUCUGUCCUCUAGAUAUCAUGAAGUUUAAAGUAAUACGAUCUUGUGUACUUUAUUAUGGUAACAAAAUAGUUUCGUACAUGUAUAACAAUAUAAACUAAGUGUUAUGCAAUAAAAUGAUAGCGUAAUUUGCCUUUAUAUUGUAAUGUAUCAUGCGAACGUAAGUUAACUUUGAUAUAGUCGCACCUCCAAGGGGAAGUGUAGUAGAAUGUUAUAGUCUGUUCAACGAGACGAGGCAGUAAACGUGAGCAAAAUGUGAUUGAUACAGUUGCAACUAUUGGCUGCCGAUUAGUGACACUCGAGAAAUUAACAUUUUGAAUAAUUUUGUUAUACAUGUAUUUGUUGGCCUGAAACUAUUGUUCCUACUGAAAGAAGCUAUUGAUACCACUACAGUAAAUUUUGCCUAUUAUCGUCAAACUUACAAUAAAUUAUGCUUUUUUCAACAUUUUUUAUGUAGAAAGUCAAAAGGAACGUAGACUUCAACAUCUUUGUUACUUUUGCAAAUACAAACAAAUAUAUGAGGAAAAGUUUCUAAAAAAUACUUAAAAAUGGCAUACUUUCAUCGUCGCAUCAUUGUGGCUAGUAGAAAACGGAUUUCAAACACAUAGAUUGACGUUUAUCUUGAAAUGAGCUUGAGGAGAAAAAUUAGUAAUUUGUAGCGAAGUAAGAAGUUGAACGUCUUCAUAUUUCUGCCCCAAAUUUGUAUUAUUUUGCAAGAAAUGUUCUAUACGAUCUAUCAUUACUUUGAAACAUUCCAAAUGUUCCGAAUAAAUAUCACGAACUACGUAAGUGUUACAGAACCCAUAAAAAUAAGGAAUUCCACUGUACUUACGUAUUGUCGAACAGAAUCGUACCGUGAAUUGUAAGUAAAACAUACGUUGCUAUGUCUUGUUCACAUUGUUCCCAUGUGAUGUUAUUGUUAUUGCUAGUGCAACGAAGUAGCUGUGAUUCGGUGUAGCUACAUACGGUGUAGUCAAUGUGAAAAAAGCCUGCUCUGAACUUAUCACAUUUUUGAUUCUUCGUUACACAUGGCACUGAUUAUAAUAUACAGGACGUCUCGCAGCAUCGGAAAAUGGUUUCAGCGGUGAAUUUUGCGCAUGAAAACAAUAAACAGUGCUCAUAUGAACACCCUAUUUGACCUGAUUUUCGAGUUUUAGCGAGUUCUAUGUUGAAGUAACUUUAUCGGAAGAUGGAAGUAGUUGAACUAAUUUCACCUACCUAUUUGCGAAUAGAAUUCGGUAUUCUCAUAAACAAUAUCUGGACAAAUGGAGAGGGCAAGAAGAACAACAAUAAAACGUCUGUAAUCUCGUGUUCAAAUGCAAAGAGUUUAUUAUGAACACUUCUUAAGAAGGCAUGUAGAUAGAAUUUGUUAACUUAUUGUAAAUUUUUAUUUAAAAAUUUAAUUUACUGUAACUCGAGAACGAAGAAAAAUAGGGCACGUGUUUGCAAGAAAGUUUUUUAUCGUUUUCAUGUGCAGAAUCCACAGCCGCACCGGUUCCCUGAUGCUACGUGAUACUCUGUACAAAUAAGGAAUACAA